UGCACUGCCUUGAUAUUGAGCGAAACUGUUUCGCGAGGAUUUUAACGGAUUACCCAGCUGUCUGUUCUGUGCAGUACGCCUAUUGGAUUUACUUGGGGACAUUCUGCUUUUGGAAUUUAGAAAUCAAAUCACUAUGACUUUCGAAGAGGUGUCUGGAUGCAACACUACUGACAGAAAGAUGGACACUGUAAGUCAAGCGCUGGAGGAACUGCUGGUGGCAGCUCAACGUCAAAACUGUCUUACAGUUGGUGUCUACGAAUCUGCAAAGUUAAUGAAUGUGGAUCCGGACAAUGUGGUGUUGUGCAUACUUGCCACAGACGAGGAAGACGAAAAUGAUGUUGCACUGCAGAUCCACUUUACGCUCAUCCAAGCCUUCUGUUGCGACUUCGACAUUAACAUCCUGCGCGUCUCUGGCAUGAAGCGUCUUGCGCAAAUCUUGGGAGAAACCCUCACAGACAGCAACGCCAAUGAAUCAAAGGACCUUCACUGUAUACUUGUCACUAAUCCCCAUGCUGACCACCUGAAACUCAACGAAGUGGGGCGCUACUGUAAGGAAAGCCGCUGCAACAACCAGUGGGUGCCCUCCCUGGCCCUGCGAGAGCGCUGAAAGACAGACUUUGCUCAAGAAGUUGUCAAGUUUCAGAAUGAUGUUGUCAUUCACUGAAUAUGAGGACAGUCACCAGUAACAGGAUUAUUCUCGAUCCUAUUGGAAGCCUCUCCGGACGCGGGUGGUCCGGUACUCCGAGGGCGCACGGCUGAUCAGCGAUGAUGGGACAUUUGCGUUCCUAGAAGUGCUGAGGGACUAUUCGCGUAACGCUAUGGAACUAGCAUCCGUGAUGCACCCAGAAGCAGGUGAAGGUCAAUGCUUCCUGGAGUAUACAUGACAGGACAGUUGGAAUAACGGGAAUGACCUAAUUGUGCAGCUAUGCACUUUACUCAAUGUGAGGAGUAGAAAAGUUAUGGCUGGAAAUGUAACUUUUUCAGUCAAAGGUCAAAAUGGAGGGGGGUAUGGUAUUUAAAAAAAAAACCCAUAGAAACUUUACUGUGCUGUUGAGUCAGCACUAGCAUAUUUAAUUGCAAUAAUGUGUGGUUUGUAACAUGAAAUUAUUUAUGCAUUUCCAUAAGUUGUUCUGCAAGAAAAUACUAAUAUAUUUGGUUAUUUAUUAUCUGAUGUCAAGUUUAUCUGAAAAUAAACCCUGUAA
Molecule: messenger RNA, 1202 nt
Organism: Alosa alosa (allis shad)
Lineage: Eukaryota; Metazoa; Chordata; Actinopteri; Clupeiformes; Clupeidae
Gene: gadd45bb
Product: growth arrest and DNA-damage-inducible, beta b
Exons: 4
Coding region: 134-607 (157 amino acids)
Biological process (GO): regulation of cell cycle
Cellular component (GO): cytoplasm; nucleus
Source: RefSeq, a predicted model, not a curated record